Molecule: messenger RNA, 2501 nt
Organism: Eptesicus fuscus (big brown bat)
Lineage: Eukaryota; Metazoa; Chordata; Mammalia; Chiroptera; Vespertilionidae
Gene: ZNF658
Product: zinc finger protein 658
Exons: 1
Biological process (GO): negative regulation of transcription by RNA polymerase II
Molecular function (GO): DNA-binding transcription repressor activity, RNA polymerase II-specific
Source: RefSeq, a predicted model, not a curated record
GUUUCUGUCUGUGUGCAUGAAUUAUUAAUCUUUGAAAACAUGACCAGAAACAAUACAAAGCAUAACGAAAAUGAUUAUAAGCUCCUCAUAAUAAGAAAUUUAAGAUUCAUAAGAUGUUUUCAAUGUUUCUAAUUUUAGGAUAUUACAGAGUUGAUGUCCACAUUGAGGAGAACCAGGAAAAACAAGAGAAACCUCUUUGGCAAGUAAUAUUCAUUGAUAAUAAACCAUUGAGUAAAGAAAGGCAGAUAGUUUUAGGAAAACCAAUUAAUCUGGAUAUAACUGCAGAUUUUUCAGGAAAAAUGCCCUGUGAAUGUGACUCACGUAGAAUGAAGUUGCCACUUGUUUCUGACUUAAUUAUUAAUGAUAGAAACUUUCCAAGAAAGGUUGAUUACACGAAUGUAUGUGAAAAGUUGCAGCUUGAUAUCAAACAUGAGAAAGCUCAUCCUGAAGAGAGGUCUUACGAGUAUAAAAAUGUGAAUGCUCUCAGUCAUAAGAGAGAUCAUCUGAAAUUUCCAACUCUGGAGCAACCUUUUGAAUGUAAUGAAUUUGGAAAAGUUUUACAUGAUAACACUUUUGUCUGUGUUAUAGUUAAGAAUUCUCUAACAAGAAAGGAAUAAUGUAAGGAUGAUGUAUUUGGGAAAAGCUGUGAUAACGCAACUCUAUUUAACCACAGGAGAACUGGUACAAGGGAGAAAUGCUUUGAUCUUAAUGAAUGUGGGAGAUCCUGUGACAAAGCCACUAUUGUGGAAUAUGAUAAAGUUCAGAUGACUAUGACACACUAUGAAUGUAAUGAAAGUGGAAAUAAUUUCAACAGGAAUUUACUCCUCAUUCAACCUCAGAGAACUGUUACAAGAACUGUUAAAAGAACUGCUUUUGAAAGCAGUAAAUGUGAGGAAAACUUGACCCAAAGAUCAGCCCAUCUGGUACAUCAGAAGAUACAAACUGGAGAUAAGGUCUGUGUUUUUAAUGGAUGUACAAGUGCCUCCUACCAGGAUUUAGACCUUACAAUAAUACAUCAGAGAACUCAGACAGAAGAGAAAUUCUAUCAAUGUGGUAAACAUCGGGAAUCCUUACAUCAAAACUCACUUUUCAGUGUAAAUCAGGAAAAUGGUAUAGGAGAGAAGUCAUUUGAAAGUAAUGAAUGCAGUAAGUUCUUUUACCAGAAAGCACACCUCAUUCAGCAUCAGAGGACCCACUCAGAGGAGAAGACUUGUGAAUGUGAGGAGUGUGGGAAGUUCUUCUGUUCAAAUUCACACACUAUUCAUUAUCCUGGAACUCAUAUGGGGGCCCGUCUCUAUGAAUAUAAUGAAUCUGAGAAAACUUUCUGUCAGAUGUCAAACCUCAGUGAACAUCUGACAGUUCACACAAAAGAGAAACCUUAUGAUAACAAUGAAUGUGGGAAAUCUUACAAGAAGUGUGCCCUCUUAGUACAUCAGAGAACACACAAAGAGAUUAAACUCUAUCAAAAUAAUGAAUAUGGGAAAUCAUUCUCCAGGAUGGCACAGAUCAAAGAACAUCAGAGAAUUCACACAGACGAGAAACCAAAUGAAUGUAUUGAAUGUGGGAAAACAUUCUCCAAGACAUCACAUCUCAGAGCACAUAAGAGAAUUCACACAGGCAAAAAACCCCAUGAAUGUAUUGCAUGUGGGAAAACUUUCCCUAACAAGACACACCUCAGUGCACAUCAGAGAAUUCAUACAGGGCGGAAACCCUAUGAAUGUAAUGCAUGUGGGAAAACUUUUCCCCAGAAGACACACCUCAGUACCCAUCAGAGAAUUCACACAGGGGAGAAACCGUAUGAAUGUCGUGAUUGUGGGAGAUCUUUUGCCCAUAAUUCAACCCUUAGAGUACAUCAGAGAAUUCACACUGGUGAGAAACUCUAUGAAUGUAAUGGCUGUGAGAAAACUUUCACUCAUAAUUCAGCCCUCCAAGUACAUCAAAGAAUUCACACUGGGGAGAAACCCUAUGAAUGUAAUGCAUGUGGGAAAACUUUCUCCAAGACAUCACAUCUCAGUACACAUCAGAGAAUUCACACAGGGGAGAAACCCUAUGAAUGUGAUGCAUGUGGGAAAACUUUUUCCAGGAAGAUACACCUCAGUACACAUCAGAGAAUUCACACAGGGGAGAAACCCUAUGAAUGCAAUGCAUGUGGGAAAACUUUUUCCCGUAAGACAAAUCUCGGUACCCAUCAGAGAAUUCACACAGGUGAGAAACCGUAUGAAUGUAGUGAAUGUGGGAAGUCUUUUGCCCGUAUAUCUGGUCUGAGAUCACAUCAGAGAAUUCACACAGGGGAGAAACCCUAUGAGUGUAAUGAAUGUGGGACAGCUUUUGCCCACAAUUCAACUCUCAGAGAGCACCAGAGAAUUCACACAGGGGAGAAACCACAUGAGUGUACUGAAUGUGGGAAAACUUUUGCUCGUAAGGCAGUUCUUCGAGUGCAUUAUAACAGAAGGCACACCAGAGAGAAAAACCUCCUAUGUGAUGAGUUUGGGAAGUUUUGA